This is a messenger RNA of Blastocystis hominis, 906 nucleotides long. RefSeq lists its product as hypothetical. Gene Ontology annotation, molecular function: protein-cysteine S-palmitoyltransferase activity. Gene Ontology annotation, biological process: protein targeting to membrane; peptidyl-L-cysteine S-palmitoylation. The record is from RefSeq and is a predicted model, not a curated record. Lineage: Eukaryota; Bigyra; Opalinata; Blastocystidae. The transcript has 5 exons. Gene Ontology annotation, cellular component: Golgi apparatus; endoplasmic reticulum. Bases 1 to 906 code for a protein of 301 amino acids.
AUGCAUGUCAUUUCCGCCUUUUUUAACUCGUUUUCGAAGGCGUAUAACAUCAGUAUGCAGAUUCUCCUGAUCAAUGCACCCACGUGGGUCCAAUUCCUGUUUCGGAUUGACAUAUUUAUGAUGCAAAUCAAUCUGCACGCCAUAUCGAUAAAGAUCCUUCAAGUGUCCAUUCUCCUGAAGAUCGUCUUCAUGUUUUUGACUGUGAGACAUUGUCCGGGCUAUCUUCCUAUGAAUACAGAAAGCGAGGAGAAUAAGAAAUUAAUCGACGAGGGGUCGCAACAACAACUUGCAGGCGUUGUUUGUAAGGAAUGCUGUAGUCGGCGUCCUUUGCGCACAUUCCACUGCUCUGCAUGCUACCGAUGUAUUUUCCGUUACGAUCACCACUCCUAUCUCUUGAACACCUGCAUUGGCUAUGGGAACCAAGUCUAUUACUUUGGCUAUCUGCUUUCCUCUCUGCUGAUGGACUAUUUGUGCUUCUACAUCUUCAUCCGUCACGUCACCAGUCUCUUUGCGCUCUCAUUCUGGCAAUGGUUUUGCGUUGCUUGUGUUGUAUUUUUGUUUGUCUCUCUCGAUAACGUGUUUCAGAACCUUACCGCAACAAACAUUCCGAAUAGAGACGAGUCAUUCCGAUUUCGUAAUCCGUUUUAUAUCUCGCCUUUCCGCAAUCUACUCGAGUUCCUUCACUUAUCGGGCACGCGAUGGAACGAAACGGAUUUAUUCUCGCUGGUGUAUGUAAAUAAACAGACAGAGAAAGGAGUGGAACCAAAGUCGGCAUCGAAUGUGGUGGUUGAUACGAUUCGAUUGGUUUCGGGUCUCCCGACAUCGCGACUGAAUGACAUUAUGGAGGAGAGCAUGGAGGAGACUCCGGUGGCGGAUUUGGAAGUGGAAGAGCCGUUGUAUCAAUAG